Messenger RNA from Caenorhabditis elegans, 1438 nucleotides. It is a transcript of the gene chil-12, whose product is annotated as GH18 domain-containing protein. The transcript has 4 exons. The record is from RefSeq and is marked reviewed. Gene Ontology annotation, biological process: carbohydrate metabolic process. Gene Ontology annotation, molecular function: chitin binding. Bases 26 to 1378 code for a protein of 450 amino acids. Lineage: Eukaryota; Metazoa; Nematoda; Chromadorea; Rhabditida; Rhabditidae.
GAUUCACCAGUGAAUUUCUGGAAGGAUGGUUGCCGAACGGCAGCACCUAGUUUUCAGUCGCGAUCAACAAUAUUGCAAAACUCGAUUUAAAGAAAAAGACGUCUCUCUAGCUGUACUCACUGUUGUCUUUUGUAGUGGAAUUUUAUCAAUUCUGAUUGCGACUGGGUUUUGGGUUUUCAUUAAUCCAUUUCCAAUUACAAAAGCGGGAUAUACGCCUCUUUCAUCACCCGAUGCUUCUUCCAUCUACAAUAGCUUCAAAAACAAGUUUCCACCGAUUAAAACCGAAGAAAAUACUUGCAGCAAACGAAUAAUUGGAUACUAUUCAGGAACAUCAGAUUCUGAGAUUACAAUAAAUCAGGUUUCAAAGUUAACACAUGCAAUAUUUGCGUUCGUUCAGUUGACCUUUGAUGGGACAUUGGUUUUUCGGAACAAAAAUCGAUUUAUGGCUCUGAGAAAUAUUGCAAAAACGGAAAACUCUACAGUAAAGUUUAUGUUUUCAAUUGGCGGCCCUGGUCAUUCUCAGAAUUUCUCACCAGUGGUGAGAAACCAGGAAAAAAAGAGAAGAUUCAUUAAAUCUAUAUUCUCAUUCCUUGAGGAACAUAAACUUGAUGGAGUUGAUAUAUUCUGGAAAUGGCCGCAUCUUGCCGAUAAACACGCGUAUUCUCAGUUUUUACUCGAACUGAAUGAAAUUUUAAAAACAAGAAAAGAUUAUAUCCUAUCGAUAUUGGUUCCACCACAAGGCAUUGGUUUUGCAUCAGGAUUUAAAAUGAAUGAAAUUGUGGAAAAUGUCGACUUUAUCAAUAUAUUUGCAAUGGACUACUAUGGCCCUUGGGCUAGUGGAUGGGGCAAUCCCACGGGACCAAUUUCACCAAUUUACGGUGGAAGUGAACGAAGAGAGCAGUGGAAUGUUGAUAAUACAGCAGCAAUUUAUUCCUGCGAAACAAUGAGAUCGAGCAAAUUUAAUAUUGUGAUUCCCUUUUUCGCGAGACUUUGGAAUAAUGUCGGAAAACCCAUCGAUUUUCCCGGAAAAGAAGUUUAUAGAAACGUGACUCUUAUUGAUGGAAAAGCAGUUGGAGAGGUUUAUAUGCCGAGACGGUCUGCACUACAAAAAGGAUACAAUCUAUCAUCGUACAAUUAUGAUGACCUAUCUGAAACUGCAUUUAUCUACAAUUCAACGACAAAAGAAUAUCUAACUUUUGAAGUGAAAAGGAGCAUUGCUGCGAAACUCGACUAUGUGCAAAAUAUGAAUUUGGGAGGAGUUUGGAUUUGGCAAAUGGACAUGGAUGAUGAAUCUGAUAAAUUGUUGGAUACAGUUGUAUUUGACGAUGGGUUUUGUAGCACCAAAAAAUCAAAAGAAUACGAUUGCUCAAUGUUUUAAUCUAAUGAAAAUGGUUAAAAAUCAACUUUGUUUAAAAAUAAAAUAUAUUUUCUGCAAAAA